Messenger RNA from Gavialis gangeticus (Gharial), 591 nucleotides. RefSeq names its product stathmin domain containing 1 (gene STMND1). The transcript has 3 exons. The record is from RefSeq and is a predicted model, not a curated record. The coding region runs from base 97 to 585 and encodes 162 amino acids. NCBI's taxonomy places the organism in Eukaryota, Metazoa, Chordata, Crocodylia, Gavialidae.
UUGACCGCUUGAUCUGAAUGCUGUGUGAGUAAUCAUCUGAACCAUUUUCUCUUUAAAGACAUUACAUUACUCAGUAGUGGAUUUAUCAAUAAACAAAUGCACUUACUGGAACGGAAAAGGCAAGAGUCGUCAGAAAUUCUUGAGGAGCUUAAAAUGCAGGGAAUCAUCAAGGGCCAAAGCACACCUUUUGGAAAUGAAGAAGCACCUGAUAACAAGAGAGAAGCCCUACUAAGAAAACCACCAGCCAGGCUGGAAAAGCUUGAUAUCAAAAGAAAAGAGGUGAACGAUCUGACCCUGGAGGACAUUCAGAAUUCUGCUGAAGAGAAAGAAAAGACUGCAGAACAACUGAACCAAAGACUACAGAGCAAGAGAUUUUCUCCAGCAACUGCUCACCAAAACGUAGCUCAGCUAAAUGAAUCCUGUUAUUUAACCGCAGAAGGUGGAAAAGGGACCGACACUAGUCAGCUUUUAUCAUUAGAUCCAGAGGACGGAGAAACUGCAGUCGAAACUGUAAAUGGCAAUUUUGAAGACUUUGCUGUUGUGGAGUCAGAUACAACUUAUAACUGUUCAAUUGAAGCAUUCUAAAAAAGA